This is a messenger RNA of Ceratina calcarata, 3182 nucleotides long. RefSeq names its product protein SMG8. Bases 378 to 3101 code for a protein of 907 amino acids. Lineage: Eukaryota; Metazoa; Arthropoda; Insecta; Hymenoptera; Apidae. The transcript has 16 exons. The record is from RefSeq and is a predicted model, not a curated record. Gene Ontology annotation, biological process: nuclear-transcribed mRNA catabolic process, nonsense-mediated decay.
ACUAGCAGCGUGGGUGGCCGGAUAAUUCAAUGACUGAAACUCCUAACUGCGACAUUUAAUUAAAUAAAUAAUAACAAACGUUGCGCUUUUUUGUAAAAAAUAUAAAUUCAUAUGCGUAAUUAAAAUAUAUCCCAACUGUAUAAUUAGAAUAUAUGCAAGCUCACACGAAUGACCAUUAGAUAAUAUUUUUUUCCUGGAACGUAUGUAUAUGGGACAAACAACAAAGUUUAAUAAUGUAAUAAAUUCAUAUUGUUAUAUAGAAAUAUAUUAUUAAGCACCGAAUAUACUGUUGUAUAUAAUGUUUACCCUAACCUCAACGAUAUAACCUAAAUGUAUAUCAUGAUGUAUACAGUUUUACGUGGUUAAAUAGACUUAGAAUGCGACCCCAAAAAUUCCAACUCCCAUGCAACGCAGACAGUUUUGUACACACGGACAAGAAAGUUGUGAUCGUGUCUGUGUUUGGAAAAUCACAGUACCAUGCCAAAGGAUGCAAGACAAAUAUGCUCAGUUCGAUACUACAAGUGGGCCUCCUGGAUGAGGUGGAAGUGGACAAGGAAUCAUUUUCUGCAAUUGAGGGAUACUAUGAUUCCAAAGAGAGAACUGUGUACUUACACCUGAGAGGACUGUUAGACACUCACACACUCCUGGAAGAGUAUGAUAGAUUUGUAGAGAAGCAGGACUGCAAGGAUUUUCUAAGCGUCUGGGCCCACAUGAGAGACAAAUAUGCAAGAGCAUUGCUAGUCCUGUUUCACAUAUCUCACGUCAUUAUUCUUACACAUCCAACUCAUACAUUCGAUUAUAGUUACAUGCAUUUGUUCAGAGCUAUGGAUAUCAUCAGGCAGAAAGUUUCGCCACAGCUUUCCGACGUUCUAAGUUGCAUUUAUAGCUUGCCUAAGGAUUGGGUUUCGAACGGGAGACCCUGCUCGCCGCGAGUAUUAUUCUACUUCGAGACUUGUCCAGCUGUGUUUCAAGAUCCCAACAGCGGAGCCAAUAUAAAAAAAUUGGAACAUUCCUUGGAAGAUCAGAUCUACCAUGUGUUGAGGAAGAACCGUAUAGUGACCAAUAUUAGUUCAAACUCGCUGUUCGCAAUCCCUGCGAACCAGGAGUUCGUCUACGUGCACACUGGGACGACAGAGUCCAGGGAUAUACUCGGUUUCAUGGCAAGGAAAUUGAUACAGAGUUGCAAAGUUAGCUCAGGAGGGAGUACCUCCAGAAGUUUAGCUAGCCAGGAUUCGAAUAUUCAACAGGAGGACUCUGACACCGAGACUCGAUCGUUCAGAUCAUUUUUACAACAGCACAUAGACUUAGCUUUCGCGCGAGGGUUUGACGAUAACGUUGGAAGACAUUCUGUACCUGCUUACUUCGAGAUACCGAACGUUGCAAUAUUCUGCGAAGUGGCAAACAGAGUGUAUGAUUACUUCAUCCACGGGACAGAUAAAGAAUUAUCAACACUGCACAGCCUGUUGGAUACAGACGUAAAGUUCAGCAAGAGCAGAUGCAGCAAGGUGCUUCCACGAGCUCUGCAAACCUAUCAAGAGAACCUGCCUCAGCACUACACGAGGGCGUAUCACGAGACGAAGCUGGCUCACGCGAUGGCGGUGUUCGAGAUGCACGCGCGGGGUCCUCUCUUCGAGGAGUUCAGCGAAAAACUGCAAGGGGAAUGCGAGAAGCAUUGGAGGUCCGGUAGACAAAUGUGCGAGGUUUUAUCUUUAACAGGUAACCCGUGUACGAACCCGAUACACAGAGGAGGUAGCGAAGGCGCCGGUGGUGGAGAACAGGUGGAUCAGAGGGACAACGACAAUGAAUUACCGAUCAGAGAACAUUGCAGUGGAGUUCGUUAUAUUUGCGCGUGCAACUGUGGCCGUUGCCAAGGUUCUAGAGAAGAUCCGUUUAGUUUGAGACAGUCCAAUUACGAUUAUUUCCAAAUGCUCGCGAAACAGUGUGGCUGCGCGCAAUUGGAGAACAUACAGUUUCCAGUUUUCCAGCCGAGCACUCAUAAUUACAGGCCGGCGCAACUGUUCUCCACAAAGAGAAAGGAUUCUUUCAGCCACGUGGAAUCGUCCACGCCUCAGGGUAACACUCAGGCUUGUAGCCUAGGAGUUAAUAAUACGCUGAACGAUGAUAUUCGAACUCCGUAUGGUAGUGGUGGACAAUCACCACCAACCAGUGAAACUAACGAAGACGUACCUAAGCUUAGCAAUAAGACUAGUUUAACACCCAGCGAUGCGCACAAGGUUGUCAUCGAAGUGUCCGACAGCGACGCAGAGAACGCGAAAGAGAAAUCUUUGGUGAGGCAACCCUCGACAACGGAAUAUCUACCUGGGAUGUUGCACACAGAAUCGCCAGCUGGUUUAUUGCCACAGUUUUCGAGCUGGUCUCUGGUCUGCCUUGGACCCAGCAGUUUAUACUCUCAUAAUUUAGGUUUGCAACAUCAAGCUGGCGUUCUACCUACUUCCGCCUUUCUCUUACCCUGGGACGUAACCGUAAGAUUAGAACAUCAGAAGGAGAGAGGCUCCCUGUGGCCCACGAUAGGCGACCAUAAUUCUCACGGUUACAGUUCUCGCGGGAAGAAUUUUCAAAACAUGAACACGAUUCGAGGUCGAAAAUCGAAGGGUGGAAAAGAGUUCGUAGUGAAAAUAUUUGUCGGAGUGGAGUACGAGUGUCCACGAGGACACAGGUUCAUGGCGUCCGCGCCUGAUAAAGUUUUGAAAGCGACUGGGAAUGGAAUUGUUAAGGACAGUGGAAACAAAGUCACUUCGAGCACUGCAGACAUGCCGCUGUACUUCCCAUGCCCUUGCAGGCAAACGAAGCCGUUGAUCGCUCAGUUAAUGAGGAUUCAUGUAGUAACGCCGAAGGCACCGGUUCACGUGACUUUGAACCCCAGAGUGCAACCGGGACCUCCGCCCUGCCCGAUUUUCGUCACCGGUUGCGACGAACCCAUAAAAUUGUCGCAGAGCGCCUACUGGGUUUUGCGAUUACCAUACGUGUACAUGGACGAGAAGGGACCGUAUUUGGCACCGAAAGAACCAGUCCCAACGUCGCACGGUAGAUUAUUAGCAGGAAUGUACGGAAUAAGCGAAGUACUUCCAGAGAAGAAGUAACAUAGUAUUCAUUUUCAUUAAUUUAACGAUUUAUACGAAGUUUGUAAAUACUAACUUACCAAUAUAUUACGACAAAAACAA